Messenger RNA from Drosophila mojavensis, 844 nucleotides. RefSeq lists its product as uncharacterized. NCBI's taxonomy places the organism in Eukaryota, Metazoa, Arthropoda, Insecta, Diptera, Drosophilidae. The transcript is spliced from 3 exons. Bases 213 to 647 code for a protein of 144 amino acids. The record is from RefSeq and is a predicted model, not a curated record. Gene Ontology annotation, cellular component: membrane.
UCAGUCGUUUCGUCGUCGCCAGUGGCAUUUUGUGCUUGCUGCCGCACGCAAUGUGAUUUUCUGUGGGCACAGGCCGCGCUUCUUGUUAUUGUUGUUGUUGCUUGCUAACUGUUUACCUUUUAGCAAGUGUAGUGCUUUUGUUUUUCUGUUUGUUUUUUCGUGAUUUGUUUUGGUUUUGGUGUUGCUUUUUGGCAACUGUCGUUGCUCUGGUCAUGUCCGUUAAUCAUGACUACGAUCGCAAGUAUUUGCGCAGCAUUCGCGGAAUCUCCAAGAUUGUCUGCCUGCUGUGCGCCUUCAUUGGUUUCCUCUGCAUCGUGUGCAGCUCGGUGCGGCUGAGCAAUUAUCGCGGCUGCUUCUACAUAAUCGUCGUUCUCCUUGGCUUCGCUGUGACGCUGACGCUGCUGCUCUGCCGCUACCUGCGGCUCGGUCAGAGCUGGCGAUGGAGCUCGGCGUCAUGGUCGCUGGGCGUGCACGCGACCCUGGCCAUCGCCCAUUUCCUUGCCUCUAACUUCGUGCUCGGCCUGAGCGUCAAUGCUUAUACAGCCGCCGCGUUCUUUGGUCUUACGAUAUUUAGCAUCAAUGGCCUGGAGGCCUACAGCUAUUAUAAACGCACUUGCCAGCGCGAUGUGGCUACCCAAACGGUCUAGACGCUGCCCCACUCUACCCCUCCGAUCAAGAGGCUGUGUGGACGCGCUGAACUAGGCGCUAUUUGUAUUAUCUUAAGCUAGUGUCAAUUGAAUGUGUCUAUGUGUGCAAGUAUGUGUGUGUGUGUAUCUCUGUAUCUGUGUAUGUGUGAGUGUCUAGUGGAAUAAAGUCUUAAGUAAGCUAGUUAUGCUAAAAGUCA